This is a messenger RNA of Nymphaea colorata (pocket water lily), 2017 nucleotides long. Its product is annotated as glycosyltransferase BC10. The transcript is spliced from 2 exons. The record is from RefSeq and is a predicted model, not a curated record. The coding region runs from base 442 to 1554 and encodes 370 amino acids. Lineage: Eukaryota; Viridiplantae; Streptophyta; Magnoliopsida; Nymphaeales; Nymphaeaceae. Gene Ontology annotation, cellular component: membrane. Gene Ontology annotation, molecular function: glycosyltransferase activity.
UCUAUUGGGCAAGCAGCGGGGGUCUUACCGACUCCUUCUCUUUCCAACGAUUUCAAGGGUGGCGGCGAAGAGAGAGAGAGAGAGAGAGAGAGGUGUGCAUCCUGCUGUGGCUCAUGCAAAUAGAAGACAUCCGAGAAAAUUGACUAUGGUAUAUUUGAAAACGACAGGGGGUGUCUGUCUUGGAGAAUAAGGAAUGAAGGAGGACAAAUAGAGGAUAGCUGCAGAUUCAGCCUCUUUCUUUCCUCAGUUGGUGCCGAGAUUUCCGGUUUCCUGCUUGUUUCACCCAAACCCUUCAGACUCACUCGCAAAGAAGCAUAAUAGACUGCCAUCACCCGCAAAUUUCCUCUUCUCCUCUGACGUUUUGUGGCUGGGCUCCUUCUGGAAUUGUGCCGUAUGUCAGGGGAAUCCAGUUGAGGAACUUAGCGGGAAGAGGGUGUUCUCAUGGCGGACGAGAGCCUUCGACCGCAGAGGAAGGAGUGGCCUAUGAAUCUCAUCAAGAUCUUCAUGCUCUUCGUUCUCUUGGGCGCCGUCUUGACUCUGCUCAGCAUGCGUAUGACUCGCUACUUCGGCAUUCAGACAAUGUUCUACCAGAACGUGUCGCUGCCGUGCGUGGAGAGGGAGAUGCCCAACAACCUAGAUCAUUGGAUCAGACCCACCGACCGCUUGAUGCACACCAUGACGGACGAGGAGCUCUUUUGGAGAGCCACUUUCGUGCCUCGCAUAAGGAAGUACCCCUACAGAAGGGUUCCCAAGGUAGCCUUCAUGUUCCUCACCAGGGGCCCUCUGCCUCUAUACCCUCUGUGGGAGCGCUUCUUCCAAGUGCCUCGAGGCCUGUAUUCAAUCUACAUCCAUUCGUUGCCUUCAUAUCGGGUCGACUUCCCACCUACCUCGGCCUUUUACGGGCGGCAGAUCCCAAGCAAGGAGGCUGAAUGGGGACAAAUGAGCAUGUGCGAUGCAGAGAGGCGGCUGCUGGCAAAUGCUUUGCUUGAUCUCUCGAAUGAAAGAUUCGUUCUUCUGUCAGAGUCGUGCAUUCCAGUGCAUAACUUCACCACAGUUUACACACACUUGAUGAGAUCCAAGCACAGCUUUCUUGGGGCUUUUGAUGACGGUGGGCCAUAUGGUAGGGGGCGUUAUAAUGAAAAUAUGGCCCCCGAAGUCAACAUUACUCAGUGGCGUAAAGGUUCUCAGUGGUUUGAAGUGAAUCGCAAGCUUGCACUGGCCAUAGUUGAAGAUGUUAUGUACUAUCCGAAGUUCCAGAAUUUCUGUAAACCACACUGCUAUGUGGAUGAGCAUUACUUCCCCACCAUGCUUUCUAUCAAAGCACCCCAACUGCUUGCAAACCGAAGCAUUACCUGGGUUGACUGGCAUAGGGGCGGUCCUCAUCCUGCUACAUUUGGCCGUGGUGAUAUCUCAGAAGAAUUCUUGAAGGGAAUCCUUGAUGGCCAUACCUGUCAAUACAACAAUCAGUCAUCUUCCAUAUGCUUUCUCUUUGCUCGCAAAUUUGCACCUAAUGCGCUGGAGCCUCUCUUAGAGCUUCUUGCUCCAACAUUUUAGACACCAUGGGGCCAUCUGCAGUGAACCUGUCAUAUAUUCAAGAAGCCUCUGUUGCAGGGUCAACGGAGCUAAUGAUAUGCUUGUGCCAGCCUGUUGAGAUGCUGCCUGAGUUGCAUAUCCAUGCAAGAGCUUGGGAUGAGAGUUGUGCAUCAUAUUUGCUAUUUAUUUGGAGUAGAUCUUCUUGAGAUGGUCUUGCAAUGAUGCUGGCUAUUGGAGAUGUCCUCCUUUAUUUGUUUAGGUCAUCUAUUCUUCGAUGAUGCAUGCAUCGGUUUUACUGAUUGGUUUCUUUGACAUCAGACUCGACUUCUGUAAAAAUCUAGAGUCUUCUUCGUCUGUACAAAAACAAAGAGAAAUACAGAUCCAAUAAGAGUUUUGAUACUAACAAAAUCCCCAGCAUUUGUCCAAUCCUGACAUUUAAUUUGAGGUUUUUUAGUUUGAGCAAAAACUUUAUUGCUUUGACAUG